Molecule: messenger RNA, 3188 nt
Organism: Hippocampus zosterae (dwarf seahorse)
Lineage: Eukaryota; Metazoa; Chordata; Actinopteri; Syngnathiformes; Syngnathidae
Product: gastrula zinc finger protein XlCGF8.2DB-like
Exons: 6
Coding region: 1237-2649 (470 amino acids)
Biological process (GO): regulation of transcription by RNA polymerase II
Cellular component (GO): PcG protein complex; transcription regulator complex; nucleus
Molecular function (GO): DNA-binding transcription activator activity, RNA polymerase II-specific; RNA polymerase II cis-regulatory region sequence-specific DNA binding
Source: RefSeq, a predicted model, not a curated record
UUCCAACAUCCACAAACGGCAACUGCUGUCACAACUUGAGAUUGAUGAGGUACAACGCAGGUUCCAUGGUGAAGGGCCCCAGGCUGCCAGAUCAGAGGAGGAGGUCAUACAAGAGAUUGGGAUGCAAGCCCCAGUGAAUGCAGAUGAUGAGAUUGGGUGGCCAGCCCCAAUGAAAGAAAUGCUGAGCGAGGCAGCAACUGACCUGAAAGCUAAGAUCAUGGCGAGAAUGAAAGCUGGGCAACCUAGAAACCGAUUACAACGGCUAUGUGAAGUACCAUCUGAAAGUCUCAUAGAAAGUGUGAAUGCAGCACUGAGGGCGAUCCCUACCGUAACGAUCACAGAAACCAAUGAGCUGAUAUACGCUUCAGCAUCAGUGAUCCUGGAGACUCUGGGCUAUAAGAGCAACCAUGGAAGCCAUGAGAUACGUUACCCACCAUGGAAAAGACGGUUGGAGGCUAAGAUCCAGAUGGCCCGGAAAGAUGUGAGUCAAUCAACGGUCAAUUAACCAAGACUGGAAACUGAAAGGAACUGGAAAGGCAUAUGGGAGAAGGAGGUUGCAAAUAACAGCUGUGCACAACAGUGCUUUGAUUGAUUAAUCUGGCUCUUCUAAUAGCCUUUGUUCUAAAUCUAAACCGUAAUUCUAAGAUAAGAUAACCUUUAUUUGUCCCACACUGGGGAAAUUUGCAGUCUGCAGCAGCAAAAUUAGGGGGGAGGUAACAAAAUGUUUCAGGAAAGAACUGUACACAGUUCAAUAUGUGUUAUAUAAAAUAUAGCAUUAGCAAUAUAUUUGUAGAAUAAAUGUAAUAAAUUAGCAAAAGCAUAGAAAACACUGCGUAAGGUGGCUGUGCUAUUUACAGUGGUUACAGGUUUCCACGUAUGUUUAUUCAGCAGUCUGACAGCAGUCAGUAGGAAUCAGCGGCGGUAUCUCUCCUUCUUGCAGCGCGGGUGUAACAGUCUCUGGCUGAAGGAGCUACGCAGUGCUGUCAGGGCGGAUUGGAAGGGUUGGGAGGGACUGUCCAUCAUAGCCUUUUGCUUAGCGAGCAUCCUCCUGUUGCCCACCUCCUCCAGAGUGUCCAGGGAGCAGCCCAGGACAGAACCGGUCCUCCUGACCAGUUCAGUUUCCUGAGUAGGAAGAGUCGGCUCUGUCCCUUCCUAAUCAGGGCGUCCGUGUUGGUUAACCAUUCCAGUUUAUUGUUUAGAAGAACACCCAGGUACUUGUAGGAGGUCACCCUCUCUAUGUCCGUACCCUCGAUGUUCAUCAGUGCAGACAUCAGCGAAGAUGUUUGUCCUGAGCGGCUGGGUGCUGAGCCUUCUCACACUAAAGAGGAAGAGGAGAAAAAAGAGGUAUCCUACUUGAAAGAGGAAGAGGAGCAGCAGGCCCAUUAUACUAAAGAGGAGGAGCUUGAGCACCCUUGCACAAAAGAGGAGGUGGAGGAGCCUAGAGACAUCAGCAAAGAUGUUUGUCCUGAGCGGCUGGAUGCAGAGUCUUCUCACAUUAAAGAUGAAGAGGAGAAAAAAGAGAUCUCCCACUUAAAAGAGGAAAUGGAGCAGCAGGCCCAAUAUAUUAAAGAGCAGGAGCUACAGCACCGUUGCACGAAAGUGGAGGUGAAUGAGCCCCCUGAGAUCAAAGAAGAGGAGCAGGAGGAGGUUAUCUGCAAGGUGCCAUUUAAUGGUGUCCUUCAGAAGAGUAUAAAUGAGGCGGACAGAGAGGCUCCAAGCACCAGCUCAUGUCAACCCAUGACAAUAAAAGGUGUUGGAAACCACCAGGAAGAAUCAAAAGUAGCUCCACGAUCAGAAAGUGACAACAUGUCAUUAAAUGCAGAUGAGGAUGAGGAGGAUGAAGGUGACUCUGAAGAUGAUCUGACAUGUAACAGAGACAACAAACCCUGGAAAUGUUCUCACUGUGGGAAAAUGUAUGCUUGUAAAAGUGCUUUGGAAUUCCACAUCAGAACACAUACUGGUGCAAAACCGUUCACCUGUUCAAACUGUGGCCGGAAAUUCUCUCGUAAGGCAAGCUUAAAAAUACACACAAGAACCCACACCGGUGAGAAACCGUUUACUUGCGCAGUUUGUGGCCAAAGAUUCUCUCGUAAGGGAUACUUAACACGUCACACAAGAAUCCACACUGGUGAGAAACCUUUUGUCUGCGAUGUUUGUGGCCAAAGAUUCUCUCGUAAGGGAUCCUUAAAAAAUCACACAAGAACCCACACUGGUGAGAAACCUUUUGCUUGCACAGUUUGUGGGCAAAGAUUUUCUGAGAAGAGAAAGUUAACAAACCACGUUAGAACCCACACUGGUGAGAAACCUUUUGCCUGCGCAGUUUGUGGCCAAAGAUUUUCUGAGAUGGCAAGCUUAAAAAUACACACAAGAAUACACACUGGUGAGAAACCUUUUGCCUGCGAAGUUUGUGGCCAAAGAUUCUCUCGUAAGGGAUCCUUAAAAAAUCACACAAGAACCCACACUGGUGAGAAACCUUUUGCUUGCACAGUUUGUGGGCAAAGAUUUUCUGAGAAGAGAAAGUUAACAAACCACAUAAGAACCCACACUAGCGAGAAACCUUUUGCCUGCGCAGUUUGUGGCCAAAAAUUCUCGUGGAAGCAUCAGAUUAAGAAUCACAAGUGUGAUGAUGAGACAAGCAGUCAUCAUUGAAGUUUCCACUUCUCACCUGAGAAGGUUUCAGAUAUGCAUGCGCCAAGGCUGAUUGUAUUUUAUCCACCUUCUUACUGAGAUGCUGACGUUUUCCUUUAGUGUAUUGAAAAGUUUUUAUUUUUUGGUUGUUGUAAUGAUUUAGAAAAUUUAGCAUUUUCAUCAGGGUUAUACUUUUGGAAUGUUCAUGGGAGGUAGUUUUCAUUUGGUUAGAGUUGUGGUUUUUAAAUGUAGUUUGUUGUGAGGAGGUGUAGUCUUCAUUUUUUUCCUCCUCAAAAUUCAACAGUCCUUGAAUUGUAGAAAAUGUAUUUUUCCUUCAAUUUUGCUACGUGUGCUCAUUUCUCCCCACCCACCUGCUGUCAAUCACCUUUGGAGGUGCUCAGAAUUGAAAGGCCAGUUGGCAGUUUUUUUAAUGAGCAAUGAACCAAUAUGAAUCUAAUCUGUGCACAACAUGCUAAUUUGUGUCUGUUUGAUGUAAAUGUUAGUGUCUCUAUCCUGUAUCAUUUGAAUAAACAUGAAUAAAAUAUUACAAAUGUCAGUGU